AGUAGUAGGAAGACAAUUCAGACCGCCGGCGAGACUCACGGGAGACAAUCACUGCCGGUUCCUAGCGAGCCUGCACCCUGGCGACUGUAAACUUCCCCACCGCCCGCCCCGCGCGGUCGGGCUUGCCUAAGGCCGGGGCCGAGGACGGCGCAGGUGGCUGGGCACCGGGCAGGCCGAAGUCCUCUCGCAGCGGGGGAACAACAAAUCAUUUCACCUUCAAGCCAUCUUAGACUAAAAAAUUUUCAACUGUGCUGCAAAAGCUAACAGACAGACAAUUUUUCCUUCCCUCUUGUUUGAAAGGAAUUAAAGAAAUAAAAUGGCAGAGGUUUAAGGUUAAUAUUCAGAAUGAAUGAUGAUAAUUUAGAUGAUAAAACAGAAGAUGAAUCACAUUCCUUAUUUAUCAGUGAUAAAAAUGGAAACACAUAUGCAUACAACCAAACAUCACCAUCUACACAAAACUUCUCCACCAGUCAUGUGAACUGGAGUUCUACUGACCCAGAUAACAUGGUCAUUGAUUAUGAAGUGGACCUUGCUGUAGACAGUGAUGAAAGUAUUUCUUUGAACCCUCAGUGUGUUGAAGUACUGGAUCACCAAAAGUCUUCAAGUGAUUUCAUUAGUCAGCAGAUGUUAGAGAUGCAUAAAGACCCUGCAUGUCAGUCUUCUGCAUUUGUAAAUACUGAGGAGCCUGAGUAUUUGCAUAGCAAUUGCCAUUCCCUGGAAGCAGCUCAGGACCAGAAUGUUGAGCCUUCUCUGCCUUUUGUGUGGAAGCCUAAUGCUGAUUUGAACUAUAGAGACUCUCCUGCUACCUUGGAGUUAAACCAGACAUUUGACCUGAAAGUGGACAAAGUAAACUGCACCUUUAUGACACAUCAUGUCUUUGAAAACAGUCAGUCUUUGCAUACCUGUGGUGAUCUAAAACCUCCCAGUGUGAGAAGUGGAAAUACACCUUUAUCCUGUUCCACCUGGAAAUCAUCCGAUUCUGAUAAGAUGCAUGUGAGAGAAAUUAGUUAUAAUAGAGAAAACUUUGAAAACCCUCAAGCCACAGCAUCAGAGACACACGACACAAUGUACACAGCAUUUUCUGAUGAUGUAAUGCAUACUGAUGCUCUAGAUAGUGGAAAUCAAUGUCAUUAUUCUUCAGGAAAGGUCACCAGUGAGUACACAGAUGGAUCACAGCAAAGACUAGUUGGAGAAAAAGAGAUACAAGCUCUAACAUCAGUUUCUGAUGACAUGGAAGUCCCCAAAGGGUCUGUGUUACAAGAGCUCUAUUGUUUAUCUAAAGACGAACCGAAUAGUGAAAUACAUUCACAAAGCUCAUAUGGUCAAAAGGAAAUGGGCCAAAAUCUAAGAGAGACAGUGUCCAAUUGUCUCAUUGAUGAUGAAUGCCCUUUACUGGUGCCAGCUUUUGAAAAAAGUAAAGCCAAAGUGCUGGACUCAGAGCAUGAAGUCACUGUGGCUGAAUAUCCAAAAAUUGCUUCUAAGGAGAAGGAUUUGGAAACCCAAAAUAGUACCGUAGAACUGACACCAAGUUGCUCACCAGGACAAAAGACAGUUUCAUUAUUUGAAAUGAAUUGGGAUGCAAAUGAAAUGAUUAUGAGCGCAAAUAACAGAGCUUGUGUGUCAACACCCAUCCUAGAUCCCAGAGGUGUAAGCUUUGCAUUUUCACCGAUCAAGCUGACCAAGAGCUGUAAUAAAGUGGAAAAGAAUAAUCAAGAGCUUAAAAAUGUACUCAACUUGAGGGGGACACCUAUGAGCUUAGCUAAGCCUAGUCUAGGAAAAUCAGCAAAUAAAACAAAUGCCCCUGUAGGCAGCAAGUUUAGAAAAGCUGAAAUUAUAAGUUACCCAAGACCAAACUUCAAGAAUGUCAAAGCGAAAGUUAUGUCUAGACCAGUGUUGCAGCCCAAAGAACCUGCUUUAUCUAAGGUCACACCCAAGCCUCAGUUGACCAGUGCUGCCCCAUCCUCCUCAUCAGUGUCUUCCUCAAGGCAGUUGACAGUUUUGAGCAAAACACCAAGAUCUGACUUGAAUGCAGACACAAAAGCAGAAAUCCUAAUUAACAAGACACACAAGCAGCAGUUUAAUAAACUCAUCACUGGCCAGGCUGUGCAUGUUACAACUCAUUCUAAAAAUGCCUCACACAGGGUUCCAAGAACAACAUCUGCCAUGAAAUCGAAUCAGGAAGAUGUUGACAAAACAAGUUCUCAUCCAGUAUGUGAGACUGAGUCUGUAGAUGCAUUUUUUCAGAAGAUCAAAGGCAUACUGCCUGUUAAAAUGGAAAGUACGGAAUGUUUGGGAAUGACGUAUACUUCUCACAUCGAUAGGACCCGCCCCGAAAGGAAGGGUGAAAAAGAAAACGAGAUACCUAUGGAAAAACAAGAGCUGAAAAAGGAAGUUAUGAAUGAGAGCUUUGAAUACGGUUCUCUGUUUCUGGAUUCCUCUUCAGAAGCUACCACUGCCUCAGGUAGGAAUACAUCCAAGCCUGACUCUUGUAGUUUGCGGAAAACACCAUGUCCAAAAGCCAAAGUGGGGCCUAUUGUUUCCUGUCUGAGGCGGAACAGUGACAGUAGAAACCUCAGUUCUGAUCGAACCAUAUCUCCUCAGAGGAUCAGGCGUGUGUCCAGCUCUGGAAAAGCUGCAUCCUUGAAAAGUUCACAGCCAUCAUGGGUGAAUUUGCCUAGGUCACUUCCUCAGUCCAAAGGCUCUUUGAAAAGCCCCGCGCUGCAGAGAACAGGAAGCACCCCCUCAGUUGGCAGCACCCACAGCGAUCCAAGCACCUACAGCAGUAAUGCUGGUAAUGCUGCUGCCGUCAAGCACGAGGGGAACCCCUCCAAACCAGCAUUUCAGAAUGGCUCAGGAUCCUUUCGUUUGAAGACUUUGGCACCCAGAGCUCAUGUACACUUGCUAAAAACUCCUCCAAAAGGCCCUUCAAGGAAAAGUAUAUUUACAACUUUCAAUGCAGUUGAAAAGGGCAGGCAAAAGAAUCCUAGAAGUCUAUGCAUCCAGACACAGACGUCUCCAGAUGUGCUGUCCUCUGAAAAAGCACUUGAGUUGGCUCAGUAUAAAACAAAAUGUGAAAGCCAAAGUGGAUUUAUCCUGCAGCUCAAGCAGCUUCUCUCCCAUGGCAAUAUCAAGCUUGAAGCAUUAACAGUUGUGAUUCAGCACCUGCUGUCUGAGCGGGAAGAAGCACUGAAACAACACAAAACCCUAUCUCAAGAACUUGUUAACCUCCGGGGAGAGCUAGUUGCUGCUUCAACUACCUGUGAGAAGUUAGAAAAAGCCAGGAAUGAGUUGCAAAUAGCAUAUGAAGCGUUUGUCCAGAAGUUAAACGAGCAGCACCAGACGGACCGAACGGAGCUGGAGAGUCGGCUUAAGGAAUUCUACACGGGGGAGUGUGAAAAGCUGCAGAACAUCUACAUUGAAGAAGCAGAGAAGUAUAAAGCUCAAUUGCAAGAGCAGUUUGACAACUUAAAUGCUGCCCAUGAAACUUCUAAGUUGGAAACUGAAGCUAGCCACUCUGAGAAAAUAGAACUGCUAAAGCAAGCGUAUGAAACCUCCCUUUCAGAAAUCAAGAAAAGCCAUGAAAUGGAAAAGAAAUCACUUGAGACUUUACUUUAUGAGAAGCAGGAAUCAUUAGAGAAACAAAUCAGUGAUCUGAAGAGUGAAAAUGAUACUUUAAAUGAAAAGCUGAAAUCGGAAGAACAAAAAAGAAUAUCAAGAGAGAAGGCAAAUGUAAAAAACCCUCAGCUCAUGUAUCUGGAACAAGAGCUGGAAAGCCUGAAGGCCGUGCUAGAGAUCAAGAAUGAGAAACUGCACCAGCAGGAUGUCAAGUUAAUGAAAAUGGAAAAGCUGGUGGACAACAACACAGCGCUCGUUGACAAAUUGAAGCGAUUCCAGCAGGAGAACGAGGAGUUAAAAGCUCGGAUGGACAAGCACAUGGCAAUUUCAAGGCAACUUUCCACGGAGCAGGCUGUGCUGCAGGAGUCGCUGGAGAAGGAGUCAAAGGUCAACAAGCGACUCUCUAUGGAGAAUGAGGAGCUGCUGUGGAAGCUGCACAAUGGGGACCUGUGCAGCCCCAAGAGGUCGCCCACGUCCUCAGCCGUCCCCUUUCAGUCACCCAGGAACUCGGGCUCCUUCCCCAGCCCUAGUGUCUCACCCAGAUGACGCUUCCUGGAAGCCGUGAGACUCUGAGGGCAGCUGGGCGCAGCUCUGCAGACCGGGCCUAACAGUUAUCAUGGGAGCAGGAGCUACGUUAGCUUGCGCGGGAUUUCUGCAGGAUAACUGGAAAGCAGCAGCCACCAAAACCGGCUGCUUAGGAGACUGGAACUCUGGAGGAAGACUUUUGACUUGGUCCAAAAGAUCCCUCUAAAAAAGAGUUCAGAAUUGACAUGGAACUUGUUGCACAAAGCACUUAAGGAAUGAGAGAAUCUUGUUCAUUGCCUUUUUCACCUAAGCUUAAGGGGAAAAACUCUCAGGGCCCUAUUAAGAUAAAGAUUUAUAGCCUUUAUAACAUUCUUCACCACAGACACCUUCUUGUGAUUUUUGUUUUGAUCUGACUAUGGGUGGGGUGCAUGAAUGGCGUGGAUGUGAGGCGGUGUCAUAUGUCUCGAGCAGCCUUCUUUACCGCAGGAUGAAAGUCCAAAGCUCAGUAUAGCUGGGUGGAUACUAAACCAGAGCACAGUCAGUGUGCACACUGCUCCAGAAGCCAUAGAAGAAAAAGCAGCAGUUGCUUGAAUUAUAAUUCUCUACCACCAGCGCUACUCAGCUCUGUGACAUAGUGGAGAGGGUCUGAUAAGAGCAGCUUUGACUUGUCAAUGUCGAUAUAUUUUCUAUAUCUUUUUGGAGUAACUUGUUGGGAGCUUUUCAGUGUUCACCCUCAUCAGUUUAAACUAGCUACACUUUCUGUGGGUUACAUAACCCUGACACUAUAUACUAAGAUCCAUUAGCUGAGGCUCUGAGGAAAUAUAGAACCCUAAUAUUUUUUAAAAAUCUGUAUAAAGAAAAGGGGCAGUGCCAGUGGAUUGUUCUGCCUUAUUUUUCACCUUGAGCUAAACUGUCCUUACAGAUUUAAGUGCUUAUCUUUUCUCCCAUUAUCCUUAUUUCUCCCUCUCCUUUCUCUACUAUCCAGAGCCACAAAACCUUCUACCUCCUAUCUAUGCCUCUCCAGAGCUAGUUUACUUACAAGGUGCUGAACUCAUUUUCCAAAUAAACUAAGGCCUGGAUCUGAUACACAAAUUUUGGAAACCCUUACAUAAAAUAAUGAGAAAGAGGAAGUUAUUGGCUAGAACUAAGAAAGAUAGGAUUCAGCACUUACUGAUAAGUAGAAGCACCUCGAUUGAGCCAAUAAUGCUGUGUUUAAUAGAAUAACAUAGCCUGGGAAGAUGGUGCUAGUACCCUUUGAAUACUCCUUUCUUUAGAAAAGAAUAGCAGAAUAGCCAUCAGACAAGUAGGAAAUGUGGCUUGACAACUCUCCAAGUUACAUUUGAACUUCUUUCAGAAUUUCCCUUAUCACCACCCCCAGUUUAAAACUCUGUGGAAGCUAGGAGGACAGCUGUGGCUUUUCCUCCCCUCCUUGCAUGUGUCAGUCUUGUGAUGUCAGUAUUUACUAAUCUCCACUGGAUGGCUGUGCAAAUAGCCCGUAUAGUAAGAACAGAUUAGGAAACUAGAUGUGGGUAUUUGAGUCAUCAGCUACGUGUACAUUACAUAGCCAACUGAUACUCAUCAUGCAUGUUUAUUAGUGAUUGUGUUGGGUGUCUUUAACCUCCGGUAGUUUAUUACAUAUGUAACCUUCGAUGUUCACUUCUGAUAAGUGGGGACAUAGAUUCACUGUCAGCUCCUGGAACAUCUCUGCUCUCACUUCUAUGUUGUUCUCCGUGACAUUAGCCAAAGUUGGGUUUGCCAUUCAUCCCCUAUGCAUGGUAAUCUCAUGCUAUUCCCUGCUCUUCUCCAUACCAUUUAGGUGUCUGGGAAAUCAACCUUACAGCAAGUAGUAAAAAUGUCCUCAGAGGAUGGGAGACAGCAAAAAAGAUAGGGAACACAAUAGAGAAUUUUUGAGAUUUGUUUAAACCAAAUGUUUCACGCGGGAUGCAAAAUGUUGGCACGUCCUAAAAAUAUAGAUGUGUAAACAGUGGUAGCUGUGCUGUUCAUAGUGAUGGAAAGUGUAUUUUAUUUUGAUCAAAUAAAUAAUGCUGGAAUAUUCAAUGUAAGGAUUGUAGCCUCUGACCUGUUUCACUUUUCAAAGUGUCACUCAGUGUAUGGCCGCAUAGUUAAGAUCAUGUCUAAGUCAUUUCACAGGAAUUUCCAGUGGAAACCACAGGAUUUGUCAUGGGCUGAAAUCUGGCUCCCAGAGCUAGCGUUGGAGCUGAGCUUUUUAAAAUUUAAAGAUGUGUAUUUGAGAAAUAAAUUUUGGCUGGUUUUAAGAAA
Molecule: messenger RNA, 6420 nt
Organism: Chinchilla lanigera (long-tailed chinchilla)
Lineage: Eukaryota; Metazoa; Chordata; Mammalia; Rodentia; Chinchillidae
Gene: Mtus1
Product: microtubule associated tumor suppressor 1
Exons: 15
Coding region: 346-4161 (1271 amino acids)
Cellular component (GO): nucleus; cytoplasm
Molecular function (GO): microtubule binding
Source: RefSeq, a predicted model, not a curated record